Molecule: messenger RNA, 1936 nt
Organism: Mesitornis unicolor (brown roatelo)
Lineage: Eukaryota; Metazoa; Chordata; Aves; Mesitornithiformes; Mesitornithidae
Gene: SLC15A4
Product: solute carrier family 15 (oligopeptide transporter), member 4
Exons: 8
Biological process (GO): histidine transport; transmembrane transport; oligopeptide transport
Cellular component (GO): membrane
Molecular function (GO): L-histidine transmembrane transporter activity
Source: RefSeq, a predicted model, not a curated record
GAGCGAGUGGCCUUCUACGGCAUCACCUCCAACCUGGUGCUCUUCCUCAACGGGCCUCCCUAUGACUGGGAGGGUGCCCAGGCCAGCCAGGCCCUGCUGCUCUUCAUGGGCAUCACCUACCUGGUGUCACCUUUCGGUGGCUGGUUGGCUGAUGCCCUCUUGGGCAAGUUUGGCACCAUCCUGCUCAGCAUGGCGCUCUACCUGCUGGGCAUGCUGGCCUUCCCCGUCAUCGCCGCACCGCACACCCGCCAGGGCCUCUGUGGGGACAUCCCCUUGUUCCCCGUAGAGAACUGCUCCUCUCCAGCGGGCAACGCCACCAUGGCACCUUGCUCCCAGGUGGGAGCCACCCGCUACUGUGCCACCGCCACCUUCGUCGGACUGGUCCUCGUGGGGCUGGGCGUCGGGUCAGUCAAGGCCAACAUCACCCCUUUUGGGGCAGACCAGGUCAAAGAUCGAGGUCCAGAAGCCACAAGAAGAUUUUUUAAUUGGUUUUAUUGGAGCAUUAACUUGGGAGCUAUUCUCUCUCUGGGAGGCAUUGCAUACAUUCAACAGAAUGUGAGCUUUGUUGUUGGAUAUAGUAUCCCAACAGUUUGCAUUGGGAUUUCAUUCAUGGUUUUCUUAUGUGGUCAGAGUUUCUUCAUCACAAAACCGCCUGAUGGUAGUGCCUUCACAGACAUGUUUAAAAUUCUCGCAUAUUCUUGUUGCUCAAGAAAGAGACAUGUGGAACAUUCAGCCAAUAGUGAAGGCCAGGGAGUACUUCAGCAACCUCGCAAGCAAAGCCUCUUUGAGAUGGCCAAGCUGUCUCGUGGGGGCCCAUUCAGAGAAGAUAAAGUAGAAGACGUGAAAGCUCUUGUCAAGAUUAUCCCUGUCUUUUUGGCUUUAAUACCUUACUGGACAGUGUAUUUUCAAAUGCAGACAACGUAUGUGUUGCAGAGUCUCCAUCUGAAAAUUCCUGAGAUAUCAAAUGACACCAACUCUAUUCAUACGUUUCCAGCAGCCUGGCUGACGAUGUUUGAUGCUGUGCUUAUUCUGAUCCUAAUACCCUUAAAAGAUAAAUUGGUGGACCCCAUUUUAAAGAGGCAUGGCUUGCUCCCGUCCUCACUGAAGAGGAUUGCAGUUGGAAUGUUCUUUGUAAUGUGUUCUGCGUUUGCUGCAGGAAUUCUGGAAAGCAACAGACUGAAAAUUGUAAAGGUCAAAACAAUUAACCAGACAAUUGGAAAUGUUACGUACCAUGCUGCAGAUCUGCCGAUAUGGUGGCAGAUUCCUCAAUAUGUGCUGAUUGGAUUCAGUGAAAUAUUUGCAAGUAUAGCAGGUCUAGAAUUUGCAUAUUCAGCUGCUCCCAAAUCUAUGCAGAGUGCUAUUAUGGGGCUGUUUUUUUUCUUUUCGGGGAUUGGAUCGUUUGUUGGCUCUGGAUUGCUGGCACUGGUGUCUAUUAAAGAAAUUGGCUGGAUGAGUAAUCACACAGAUUUUGGUAACAUUAAUGGCUGCCAAUUAAACUAUUAUUUUUUCCUGCUGGCUGCUAUCCAAGGAGCAACCCUCUUGCUGUUUCUCAUUGUUUCUGUGAAAUACGACCAUCAGAAGUCAAAGGUUAAUGAAGUUGCUGCCAAUGGGAGGAUCUGAUACCUGUUACAGAGCAGACUUUGUUACAGCAGCACACGAGGAAGUGGCAGCGCACUCCGAGUCUGCGAGAUCUUACCUUUUCUCCAGUGAGGCUCUUACUAGACUUGCAUGUUACAAGAGCUCUCGCCCCUGCCCCGCUCUCCUGUACCGUAGGUAAGUGCCUUAUGUUGGCAGGGCUCAUUUAUUGCACUACGUCCUGGAGGAGGACAAACCCAAACCUUGGAAGUGUGUGAACUCUAGGCAUUCAAGUCGCUCUUUGUUACUCGUGAGAUGUUUACUUAACUCUUCAAAGUUGGGACACUUGCACUUGGAAAUG